AUGACUCUGAGCUCCGAGAUGUCGGAUUCCUCCGUCCUCUCGGAAGAGACCGACAUCGACGUGGUGGGCGAGGGGGAGGAGGGAGGGGAGCAGGGACGCGGCACCCCUCCGACGCCGCUGGCCCAGCCCCUGCAUCGGUCGGAGCCCACCGCCGCCGCCGGUUCGGACGCCUACAAGCCGGCGUCGGCGGCCGGCAAGAACCCCCUGGUGAAGCCGCCUUACUCGUACAUCGCCUUAAUCACCAUGGCCAUCCUGCAGAGCCCCAAGAAGCGACUGACCCUCAGCGAGAUCUGCGACUUCAUCAGCAACCGCUUCCCGUACUACCGCGAGAAGUUCCCGGCCUGGCAGAACUCCAUCCGCCACAACUUGUCGCUCAACGACUGCUUCGUCAAGAUCCCGCGGGAGCCGGGCAACCCGGGCAAGGGCAACUACUGGACGCUGGACCCGGAGUCGGCGGACAUGUUCGACAACGGCAGCUUCCUGCGGCGGAGGAAGCGCUUCAAGCGGCAGCAGACGCAGGACUUGCUGCGGGAGCACGGCGGCUUCCUGCCGGCCGCCGCCUACGGGGGCUACGGGGGAUACGGCUGCGGGGGCUACGGCCUCCAGCUGCAGUCGUACCACACGCACUCCGCCCUGUUGGCCUUCCAGCAGCAGCAGCAGCAGCAGCAGUCCGCCCGGCACGGAGGCGGCGUCCUCCCCGCCGCCUCCCUCCUGCCCUCCGCGGAGCGCCCCCGGGGCCGCUUCUACCCGCAGCUGGGCGCCGCUCCGCAGGGCUCGCCGGCCGGCGCCCACAAGUCCGGCUCGCCCGCGCACCGCUCGCCCUUCUCCAUCGAGAGCAUCAUCGGCGGAGGCUCGCCGAGCCCGUCCAGGACUUCCCCGGCGGUGGCGCCGGCGAUGGCCGCCUCGCUGGGGCCGCCCUCGGCGGUGCUGCACCCGCUGGAGAACUUCACCGCCGGCGGCUGUUAA
Molecule: messenger RNA, 966 nt
Organism: Syngnathoides biaculeatus (alligator pipefish)
Lineage: Eukaryota; Metazoa; Chordata; Actinopteri; Syngnathiformes; Syngnathidae
Gene: foxd1
Product: forkhead box D1
Exons: 1
Coding region: 1-966 (321 amino acids)
Biological process (GO): anatomical structure morphogenesis; cell differentiation; regulation of transcription by RNA polymerase II
Molecular function (GO): RNA polymerase II cis-regulatory region sequence-specific DNA binding; DNA-binding transcription factor activity, RNA polymerase II-specific
Source: RefSeq, a predicted model, not a curated record